AUGGGGCAGAAAUCCAAAGACACUUUGGCAGUGCGGCCUCAGAGCCGCUCUGGCCGCUCCCCCAGUCGCUCGCCGAAACCCAAGCACCGCAAGCCUAUGGCAGCUGCGGCACCCAAGAGUUAUGCCUCGGAUGGCGUGAAGAACAACGACAUCUUCAAGCUUCCCGGCUCAGACUACAAGCUAGUUGUGCUGGUCACUAUGAUUGCGGCAGCUGUUCGUCUGUUCAGAAUUUACCAACCCACCAGCGUUGUCUUUGAUGAAGUCCACUUCGGUGGUUUUGCGUCCAAGUAUAUCAAAGGGAAAUUCUUCAUGGAUGUUCACCCUCCUCUGGCUAAACUGCUGAUCACCCUGGCUGGCUGGCUGGCCGGUUUUGACGGAAACUUCGACUUCAAGGACAUUGGCAAGGAUUAUCUGGAGCCUGGCGUUCCAUAUGUGGCAAUGCGCUUGCUACCAGCAAUUUUGGGUAUUCUGACUGUUCCUUUGAUGUUCUUCACUCUUAGGGUCACUGGAUGCCGGACCUCCACUGCUGUUAUGGGUGCUGGCGUCGUAAUCUUCGACAACGCUUUGGUCACUCAAUCUCGUCUUAUUCUUCUUGACUCUCCAUUGAUCUUCUUUACUGCUCUGACUGCUCUGUCAUUCAGUUGCUUUACCAAUCAGCAGGAGCUGGGACCCUCCCAUGCCUUUAGUGGACCGUGGUGGUUCUGGCUGGUAUUUACCGGUCUCUCUCUCGGCGCUACUCUUAGCGUCAAGUGGGUCGGCCUUUUCACUAUGGCGUGGGUUGGAUCCCUUACGGCUCUCCAGUUGUGGGUGCUGCUGGGCGAUUCCAAGACUGUCACACCGCGCCUGUGGUUCAAGCACUUCUUCUCCCGAGUCUUCUGUCUCAUUGUCAUCCCUCUUGGGUUCUACCUUGCCAUGUUCGCUGUUCACUUCAUGUGCUUGGUCAACCCUGGAGAAGGUGACGGUUUCAUGUCUUCGGAAUUCCAGGCAACAUUGAACUCCAAGUCUAUGCAGGAUGUUCCCGCAGAUGUCUCCUUCGGUUCGCGAGUCAGCAUUCGUCACCUGAACACCCAGGGUGGCUACCUGCACUCUCACCCUCACAUGUACCCCACUGGCAGCAAGCAGCAGCAAAUCACCCUCUACCCUCACAAGGAUGAGAACAACUUGUUCCUUUUGGAGAACCAGACUCAGCCUCUUGGUCCGUAUGGAGAGGUUGAGGGUCCCUUCGCCUGGGACAACUUGACUGCUCCUGGAUUCAUCGAGGAUGGAUCUGUCAUCAAACUUUACCAUUCGAUCACUCACCGCAGAAUCCACUCCCACGAUGAACGCCCCCCGGUGACCGAGGCUGACUGGCAAUACGAGGUAUCUGCCUAUGGAUACGAAGGUUUCCCUGGUGAUGCCAAUGAUCUGUUCAAGGUUGAGAUCGUUCCGUCUAUGUCCGAGACGCCAGAAUCCAAGAAGCGUCUGCGAACUAUUCAGACCAAGUUCAAGCUGGUGCAUGUCAUGACCGGCUGUGUUCUGUUCUCUCACAAGGUCAAGCUUCCGGAUUGGGGUUGGGAGCAGCAGGAAGUGACCUGUGCCCGUGGAGGUACCCUUCCUAACAGUGUCUGGUAUGUUGAGGACAACCAGCAUCCCGCUAUGGCCUCAGACGCCGAGAGAGUCAACUACCGUAACCCUGGAUUCCUGGGUAAGUUCUGGGAGCUGCAGAAGGUUAUGUGGACCACCAACGCUGGCUUGGUUGAAUCCCACGCCUGGGACUCUCGCCCUCCCUCUUGGCCCACUCUUCUCCGUGGUAUCAACUUCUGGGGCAAGGACAACCGCCAAAUCUACCUGCUUGGAAACCCGUUGAUCUGGUGGUCUAGCACACUGGCUAUUGGCAUCUACUUCGUUUUCAAGGCUCUCUCCAUUAUCCGCUGGCAGCGCAGCUGUGGUGACUACAACAACGUCGCCUUCAAGCGUUUCGACUAUGAGAUUGGUACCAGUGUUCUUGGAUGGUUCUUCCACUACUUCCCAUUCUACCUCAUGGCUCGCCAGCUCUUCCUGCACCACUACCUCCCGGCCCUGUACUUCGCCAUCAUGGUUCUUUGCCAAGAGUUUGACUUCCUUACCAACCGUAUCCAGAGCCUUGGACUUGCUUCCAAGCCCGUGAUCGGAAAGGUUUUGAUGGCAGCAUUCCUUGGUCUCAGCGUCCUGGUUUUCACCAUCUACGCCCCUCUCGUUUAUGGAAAUCCCUGGACUCGCGACGCAUGCAACCAGGUGAAGCUCCUCGGAUCCUGGGAUUUCGACUGCAACACCUUCCACACCGACUUGAGUCAAUACAUCACUCAAUAUGUGCCCAACCCUCCCCAGGCCAUCCCAACAACCGCAGCUCAAGCUCCUCCCGCCCCGCCACCAGUCAAGGCCCAAGAGCCCGCGCCCCCCGUCGCUGAGCCCGCUGAGAGUUCCGGAGAAGCAGCCGUCACUUCGCACAAGAUCCAAGGCUCCAUGGCUCGCGUUGAAUACCGCGACCAAAACGGCAACGUUCUCCCCGAGGAUCUGGUCGCUUCUCUCCGCGCCGAAGGUAAGGUGAAGUUCGAGACUCGCUAUGAGCCCGGUCCUCGCAUGGAGAACGCCCACGAGGUCCCUGUUGUCGAUGGACAGCUCGCGCCCCCGCAUCCGGAUGUGGAGGGCCAGAAUCCUGAGACCGCUAGCGGUCCCGAGGACUCCGUGCCCCCUGAAAGCCCGGCCUCUGUGGCUGAGGGUAACGAAAGCUCCGUCGAGCAGUCUACCUCCCUGGAGGCUAAGCCUGCUAGUGAAGGCAAUGAGGCCACUAAGCAGUGA
Molecule: messenger RNA, 2817 nt
Organism: Penicillium antarcticum
Lineage: Eukaryota; Fungi; Ascomycota; Eurotiomycetes; Eurotiales; Aspergillaceae
Gene: pmt1
Product: protein mannosyltransferase 1
Exons: 5
Coding region: 1-2817 (938 amino acids)
Biological process (GO): protein O-linked glycosylation via mannose
Cellular component (GO): endoplasmic reticulum; membrane
Molecular function (GO): dolichyl-phosphate-mannose-protein mannosyltransferase activity
Source: RefSeq, a predicted model, not a curated record